Neurospora crassa OR74A is the source of this 3044-nucleotide messenger RNA. Its product is annotated as aureobasidin-resistance protein. The transcript has 2 exons. NCBI's taxonomy places the organism in Eukaryota, Fungi, Ascomycota, Sordariomycetes, Sordariales, Sordariaceae. Gene Ontology annotation, cellular component: inositol phosphoceramide synthase complex. The coding region runs from base 584 to 1993 and encodes 469 amino acids. Gene Ontology annotation, biological process: inositol phosphoceramide metabolic process; sphingolipid biosynthetic process. The record is from RefSeq and is a predicted model, not a curated record. Gene Ontology annotation, molecular function: inositol phosphoceramide synthase activity.
CCCCGCCGUCGGCUGCCAGUCUCACGCACCCACUCCCCUUCCAAUCCACUCCCUCCAUCCCCGGAAAACGCACCAAAAGGACGCAGCACCAGGGGCCCUUUUGCAGUGACUGCUGACCAGGACAAACCAGCCGCUGCCACACGACCACUUCCCUCGCUUCCAUCCUCUCACCCCCGCCUCCCCUACCUUACCUCUACUUCCCGUCUUUACUUAUACGCUACACUCCCUUGGUACACAAUCCAAGGUCAAGGUUGCACAACCACCAAAUACUCGUCCCAACCCCGAUUUCCGCGAUCCGGCCGAUCCGUCAUCACCUAUAGCCCGCCCUCUUUGUCUCCAUCAUUCAACUUGAACUCGAGGAGGAAAACAAAGGCAGAAAGGAAGACUUCACUUUCCAGCCGACAACAACACACACCCUAGUAUCUAUUAGCGACCUCGACCAACACCUCGACCAGCAAGCCUGUCAUGCGCAUGCAGCGACAAUAGAUUCACCAGACUUCGAUUCAAUCGCUCCUCCCCCCCUCACCUCACACCAAUCGCUAGCGCCCAGUUUCGCUGGUGAUUCCGCCAUCCGCCGCCCAGAAUGCAGGACUUCGAACCCAUCCUCGCCCCGGCCAAGCCGAAGCAGAAGAAGCUUCCCUUCGGCUGGCCGCCAGCCCUCAAGCUCUCGACUCUCAACCCAGUACCUCAGCGCCGGCGGUUGCGUAGGAAAUCCACCGCUUCGCAGGAUAAUGUUGCCGCCCUCAAGACCUCGUUCGACGUGUGGGAGAGCAUAAAAUCUCUGCAGACAAGGAAAUGGAAGAUUUACGACAUCCAGCAUGUUGUCUGUCUUGGCUUCAUCCUCUUCUCGCUGUUCAUCUUGCCCUCGGCCCCCAUCAUCAAGACGGCCGUCCUGCUCGCUCUCGGCGGCCUGCUUCUGAUGCCCAUCACCCAGCAAUUCUUCUUGCCCUCCCUUCCCAUCUGGACGUACUUGCUGUACUUCUUUGCCAGCCGAUUCAUUGCCCCUGAGUACCGUCCUCACAUCUGGGUCAAGGUCCUCCCGGCGCUCGAGAACGUUCUCUACGGAGCCAACUUGUCCAACAUUCUCUCGGCCCACAGCCACCCUGUCCUCGAUUUGCUCGCCUGGUUCCCUUAUGGAAUCGGCCACUUUGCGCUCCCGGCCAUCUGCAGCGCUAUCCUCUUCCUUUUUGCCGCGCCCGGCAGCACCCCCGUCUUUGCUCGGGCCUUCGGCUACAUGUGCAUGCUCGCCGUCACCAUCCAGCUGAUUUUCCCCUGCACGCCUCCAUGGUACGAGAAGGCGCAUGGCUUGGAGCCGGCUCACUACGGCAUGGAGGGUUCCCCCGCCGGUCUGGCCCGCAUCGACAAGCUCUUUGGCGUCGACAUGUACACCACCAGCUUCACCACCGCGCCCUUGCCGUUCGGCGCCUUCCCCAGCUUGCACGGUGCCAACGCCGUCCUUGAGGCCCUGUUCAUGCAGUACUACUUCCCCAAGUUCAAGUACUUCUUCAUCUUCUAUGUUGGCUGGAUCUGGUGGGCCACCAUGUACCUCAACCACCACUAUGCCGUCGAUCUCGUUGGUGGUGGUCUCAUGGCUGCCAUCGCCUACUACAUCUCUCGCGUCAGGUGGCUUCCUCGCCCCCAGCUCGAGAAGCGCACCCGCUGGGAGUACGAGUAUGUCGAGUUCGGUGACCGCCCCAAGACCUACGAUGAGGAGUACGGCAGCGCCAGCGCCUACGGCCUUGGUCUCCUUGAGAGACGCACCGCCAGCGACAGCGACGAGUGGACCCUUGGCAGCAGCUCCAGCCUCGACUCCCUGAGCCGCGGCGACACCGUAUGCGGCAGCAGCAGCAGCACUCCCGAUAUCCUAAGCCCCACCACGCCAAAUGACGAUUUCAAGCAUGUCGUGCUUGGUUUGACGCCCCAGGGUGAUAUCUGGAACGGAGGCAGGCUUGCCCGCGAGAGCGAGCUGAGCGAUGUCGUUGUCUUGAGCUGAAUGAAGAAGCUUCAAACACACGUCCUAGCUUAGCACUCGUAGGCUAACCUCGUGGCUCCCGCUUAUCAUGGCACUCGGCACCUUCAUCCGGAUGUUGCUAUGGGUGAGCCAGCGAGUUUUCGGAAGCCACCAAGCACACUACACCCGCUUUGACCCAACUCGCGCCUUUGCGGACGCAUAGGGUCAAAGUCAGGGCAGUGCACGCCACGCUUCCGAAUCCCUCCUCCCGUUUCCAUUUCCCCUCUUCACCGAAUCUCACUCUCCACACGACAGAACGCGUAGUCUGUCGCUGUACGUUGUAAUGACCCCCAAAUUUUCGAGACUCUCGUUCAACCAUACACACCCUUUUUACUUAAUCUUACUCUUAUACCAUUUUACGACAUUGGCGUUUUUGUUGGGGCACUCACGGCGGGCAAACUAUUUCACGUUAUUUUACACCCUUGGAUUGUCUUUUUUCACAAUCUUAUGAUCCACAGAGGCGCACGCGCAGAUUAAAGCGGUUUUUUCUCAUAAAGCGGUUUUAAAGCGUAUUAGAACAACAAACCGGCGAUACCCCACACCACAUUUCUCUCGCUCAUAUAUAUACAUAUAUACCACCAAGCAUACAAAGGCUUUUUUUUUUUUUUUUUCAGGGAUACCGGCGGGCCAUGGGCGGCAGACAGGCAGGAAGGCAGGCAGGGAGGCAAGGGAGAGGGCAAUGGAAGGAAAGGCGGCAGGGAAAAGAAAAAGAGAUGAUGACUACUUCACUUACUUGGCCGUUCUAAUAAUUCGUUGACAAACGGACAUGAGAAAGGGACAAAGUCAAUAAUAUCCAUUAAAGCUUAAUGGUAUAGCUAGGCUCCGGGAUGGGGAAUGAUGGAUAUAAUACCAGAUGUUUUGACUGGAAACGUGGAUGCGGGAUGGAAUGACAAAUAAUGAGAAAGCAAGAACAAAGUUUACUUGAUGAUAUUGUGUGGCCUCUCCCUCACCUUGGUUGUUAAUUUUUUUUUUGGACUUUGUCCUCGACUGGGCAAUGAUGAGAGAGGCAGAGAGAGAGCGAGCGAGGGGGGGG